This is a messenger RNA of Suillus clintonianus, 484 nucleotides long. RefSeq lists its product as uncharacterized. Bases 18 to 479 code for a protein of 153 amino acids. The record is from RefSeq and is a predicted model, not a curated record. NCBI's taxonomy places the organism in Eukaryota, Fungi, Basidiomycota, Agaricomycetes, Boletales, Suillaceae. The transcript is spliced from 2 exons.
CUCACUGCAAGAAGGACAUGCCGGUUGUCCUCCAGCUUGCGGUAUCACAUCUCGGUGCUUUCCGCGUGUCCCAUGCUAAGCCCAGCGGUUUGCAUUUUUGGGCUGGAGCCUCCCUUUUCUGCGUGUCCCAGGCAAGAGCCGAUUUUUUCGCGUUCAUGGGACACGCACCUCUCGCUUAUGGUACGGACGCUCCGCAUGUUGCUUCCUGUCCUCUCACCACUGACGAUGUGCACCCCGUGCACCCUCGCCUGCUCUGGCACAGGCAAGCUGCACCACCAUCUCAAGCUGUUGCAGCCGUGGAGGUCGACAACGAGUUCCACACAUUGUGUUUCACGUCGUCGAGAGGUUCGGAUUUUCUGCCAACUCUAUCUGCAGCAUUGCUGAUCAGUCAGUUGCCUUCCUGUGCCCUCCGGCACCUUCUACUUGCUUUCUGGUGCCCUCGAAGCACCUCCACUUUGUGUAUCUUUUUGUAUUGCUGACCUUA